UUAUAAACCGUAUACGGUCGUAGUGACCGCCGCCGCAGUGGCGACGCGGAGCAACACGCGCAUUGAACGAUACGACGUCGUGGCCAUCGCACGGACGCGCCGCACACGCGCCGAGUACAGUUAUCAUAAUAAUAUUAUAUUCGUAUGGGCAGAGGUGAACACGCCGCGCAUUUAAUAACGCGAUGACAAUAAUCAUAAGAAAAAAAUAAUAAUAAUAAUAAAUUAAUUUAUGUGGGCCGAAGACGAGGACGGAACUCUCGAUCGGCCGCGUUGACGGACGAACAUAUACACAUGUACGCACGCACGCACACACACACACACACAAUACUGCGGCGAUUGCAGUGCACGAGUAUCAUACUCGUACAUGAAUACGCACACGCACCACGCAGGUACGUAGGUAAUAUACGAUUGUCGCUUCUUCGCGCGGCGGGCUAUUGUUGUCAUUUGUCAUUCGUACGUGCGCGAAAGUGAUUCGAGUGAAUGUACACGUUCGGCCGGCGAUGACCCGGUAAACACGCGGCGGCGGCGAAUCGUAUAAUCGACUAUAUUGUAUUGCUUAUAAUAAAUACGCGCGGAGUGACGAGUGCCAAAAAGCCGGCAGACACGUUAUAGCAGUCCGCAGCGGUCCGUCCGUACCGAGUCGCAUCGUCGUCGUCCGCGCUGAGAUUCCGGUCACAGUGCUUUGAAUACAUUUCGUUUACGACGUCGACGCGGCGAUACUGCUACGACUGCUGUUCGUAUAUAGUGCGCCUGCACCACUAUGCGCCGAGACUUCCGCGACGGCCAGUGAUCGCCAUGCGGUGGACCGGAUUCUGGAUCGUGCCGUUGGUUCUGGGAUGUUGCGAUGCCGCGGAUGUCCGGCCCGCGGCUAACCGGAAUGACGGCGGGCCGCCGAGACCGUUGGGAUUGCACUCGGUGAUCUCGCGCGCGCUGAGCCGCGUACGUGAGUCGACGCGCGACCACCGGUUGGCGGGCGACUUGUGGCUGGAAACGGUCGAUUCCGAUGGCCGUGCCGAAGACGGCGGAUCGACGGCCACUUCGGGGCCUCUGCCCGACGACCUCGCGGCCCAAGCAGACGCUGUCUUCGACAACCAUCGGCUGUCGUGGCGCGAUGCUGUAGUCCGAGGACUGGAUUUGAGCGUGUACAAGGAUCGGGAGAAGCAACGAUACGUACUCGGCAUAACUCGGCGCACGGGAAAUUCGCAAGCUACUCGGACUUUUGGCGUAGUAGGACGUCGGCGAAUGCAAAUGUUCUUCAUGUUACCGGUGAUGUACAAGUUGGGUGUGAUUACCACGCUUUUGACUGGUCUGGUUGUGCUCACCCUCAAGGGCGUGACCAUCGGCGUGAUACUGCUCAUCAUAGCCUUGUCUAGUAUAGUGGCCAAACUGUCAAAGUUCCACAAUCCCUACGCGUCUGCACCGAUGCCUGCGAUUUCGGGCUGGUCGGGUUACCAUCACGACCCUUACGACCGUUCAUCGCCACAGCAACCACUGUCGCCUUUGCAAGACAAAAACAUACACGUGCAUGUGCACACCGGGCCUGGGCCUGUGCCGCCAGCUGUGAGCUACGCGAAAAGUCCUCCGCCGCCAAUGCCGCAAUUGGCCGACGACGACGAAGUAAACAACUACAACAGCAACAAUUAUUAUUAUAACGGCGGCGGCGGAGCGUACUGGAAUCGCGCAGGCGAGGAAUAUUACAAUGCCCCGGCGAUGAAUCAUUACCAUCGCGGCGACAAUCACCAACUGGGCGCUGAAUCUACGACUGCCAGUAACAGUGUCUAUCAACAGUGGUUAGGAUGAUAAUAUUAUAAAGAUAACACAUUAGGUACAUCAUAAUACAGGGAACCCUCUGAAUACUGGAUACUGUCGGUCACUGAAGUAUUGUCCACCGUUCGGGGGCACUGUCCGCUAUUUCUAAUGCUCAAUUUUUAGUUUAUUUGAGGAGGCUUCACUAAGUUAUUUUUAUUUAUAUCGUAAUUAUUCGAUUGUGUGUACAACACACUUGUUGUGUAAAGGUGCCUGGCCACUUUCAAUUCGUAUCCAUAUUAGGUAUAUAUUACAUUGCUAUUUUAUAUGCAUUACAAUACGGUUAUACUUAUAGUUACUUUACAUAGAUAUAAUAAUACCGUGAUCAGGCAUAUUAUACAACACUAAUUUCUUAAGGGACGGUAGGGGGAGGUUAAAUAAAAAAAGUUUUCAAAUGAAAUCUUACACGACCGUUUCGAAAAAAAUAUUUUUCCGAAAACAUUUCAACCACUUACUCAUACAUACUGUUUACGUGCCAGCUCAAGCUUAAUACUUAAAUACUUGUGGUUAUCAAUUGCACUAAUCAGUACAUAGCACUUAAUACGAAUUACUAACUGUAGACUAUUAGACUAGCGACUAGCUGAUUCCUAUAGGUGUAAGUAGCCAGCAUGUAAAAAUACAUUGCAAUAUACAAACCAAAACUAUUACUCGUAUAGUAUUUUACUAGUAUUAUUAAUAAAUAUUUUACUAUUUCAAAUAGGUACCAGUGGCGUAGUUACGGGGGGAGGGGGCGCUUGUCCUCCAACCUCUUCUGAAAAUUAACUUUUAAACAAAAUUUGGUAAUUUAAAAAAAACUGUAUAUUGAAGUUGUAAAAGAAGUUGUAUAGUAUUAAGUUCUAUAUUGUAUCAUUUAUUUUAUUACUUUCAUUUACUAAAAUUAAUUACUAAUUACUACCUAUAUAUUUGUAUAUUUGACUUUAUAUAAUCCAUGUUAUUAUGAACAAUUUUGAAAUUUUGCCCCCCCCCAACUAAAAUUCUUAGCUACACCACUGAUAGGUACCUAUAAUAAAUUAAGCUAACGUUAAUAUUAAUAUAUUUUAUGAAUGCAAUACUUUAGUUGUAGUAAAAAUACAUUUUUGUCUUUUAAAUUCAAUUUUACAAAUGGUUGCCAUCUUUGUCUGAUGAGCUUAUAUAUAAGACAUUAAACAUAGAUAUUUAAAAUUUAAAAUAUCAAUAAUUCAAUGUGAUUUUUAAUUUUUAUA
This is a messenger RNA of Rhopalosiphum maidis (corn leaf aphid), 3008 nucleotides long. RefSeq lists its product as uncharacterized. The record is from RefSeq and is a predicted model, not a curated record. The transcript has 2 exons. NCBI's taxonomy places the organism in Eukaryota, Metazoa, Arthropoda, Insecta, Hemiptera, Aphididae. Bases 796 to 1800 code for a protein of 334 amino acids.